Lachancea thermotolerans CBS 6340 is the source of this 1335-nucleotide messenger RNA. RefSeq names its product ribosome biosynthesis protein NSA1 (gene NSA1). Gene Ontology annotation, biological process: ribosomal large subunit biogenesis. The transcript has a single exon. Gene Ontology annotation, cellular component: preribosome, large subunit precursor; nucleolus. NCBI's taxonomy places the organism in Eukaryota, Fungi, Ascomycota, Saccharomycetes, Saccharomycetales, Saccharomycetaceae. Gene Ontology annotation, molecular function: protein binding. The record is from RefSeq and is a predicted model, not a curated record. The coding region runs from base 1 to 1335 and encodes 444 amino acids.
AUGAGGUUACUAAUAGCCUGCGACGACAGUGGCAGUAUCAAGGAGCUGAUAUGCAAUAAAAAUACCAACACAUCUGUACAGACCGCCCCGCAGCCUUUCCACCUUGGCGCUCAUCUUCCUGAAGGUUUCGGUAGCCGAGUUGAAAUAAUGAAAAUGAUUGGGCCGCAGCACCUUCUGGUUGCCAGAGCCAAUGGAAGUAUCCAGCUUAUUGAACUCAAGCGCGUCGAUCGCGAUGUUUCCGUAAAGGACCCCGCCAAAGAGCCUAUAUUCCAAGUCUCAGAAAUGCAUGCAGCCUCUACAAUUAGCGGCCUAUUUGAUGAAGCUAGGCUUCUCAGCAUUCACAAGUCCUCUAAAAAAAGAUCAAGACCGAGAGAUGGUUUCGUAGCGCUUGAGUUGGUCCCGCAAACCUCGGAUCGCGUUUUCAGCGCCACUAAGUCAGGGCUAGUACAUGUUCUAAGCAUAGAAAACGGCGAGCUCAAGCUUAUCAGCUCAAACUCGGUGAAGGCUCCACUAGAAUUUGCACAGGUAUACGAUCUAGUUGCCGCGCAGAAAACACGUCAAAAAAAAAGAGCCUCUGCUAAACUCACAUUUGCAUAUGGUGGCGAAGAAAACCUCGUCAAAAUUGCUCAAUUCACAUCUAGCUACAAAACGAUAGAACAAAUAUGGGAGGCCAAGAAUGUUUCAAACGACAGGCUUGAUCUAAAAGUUCCUGUAUGGCCCAUGAAGCUAAAGUUUCUUGAGCCCGCAUCGGCGGCUGUCGAUGAGGGUAAAGUCAACUAUCAAUUUGUUACUAUAAAUCGUCUAGGGCUCUUCAGGGAAUACAGGACAUUAACUGGACGUAAACCCAUGCUGUCCAAGGCUCUUUUACCCAAGAAUGAGUUUGCUACUCAGUUACAGGUUAUCAAUAGUGAUGUCACGCCGGCGGGAAACAUAAGAUCUAAUAGCUUUGAAAAUCUCCAGUUUGUCACCAGCGACCUUAAAAAGAACGUGUUUUCUUUCAAUGCUGCGUCGGGAUCAUUAGGAAAGUACGGGAAUGGGGACAUUACUGGGCACGCCUCAUUUUUAAACAUAGAGAAGAAGUACUUACUGCAGGGUGGUCUUGACAGAUAUGUUAGAGUCUUCGACGCUGAAUCUCGUGCAGUGAUCUGUAAGUGCUACACCGGUUCCAAGAUCAGCUCAGUGGUCUUGGUGGACGAAGAAGAAAUUGACGUUCCACAACUGAACGAAAACAAGAAGAGAAGGCCAAAGCACAAAGAUGACAAGGCUGAAGCUGAAGAUGACGAGAAGCUUUGGAGUACGCUCGAGUCGUCGGCUAAAAAACUGAAGAAAAGUUAG